Dalotia coriaria is the source of this 534-nucleotide messenger RNA. RefSeq lists its product as uncharacterized. The transcript has 2 exons. The record is from RefSeq and is a predicted model, not a curated record. Bases 144 to 437 code for a protein of 97 amino acids. Lineage: Eukaryota; Metazoa; Arthropoda; Insecta; Coleoptera; Staphylinidae.
AUUCACUUGCGCACACUGUAUACAACUAAACAUCUUCACACAUGUUGAGCAUAACCUAGAAAAUUGCAUUCGACUUUUAAACUGCGUAUUUAUAUUAAGAUUAAUCAUUUCUUCAUUAAAAACAUAAUAAAUAAUUGUUAAUAAUGGCACAAGGUAAAAUGAAAGUCAAAACAAAGGUGCCAGAGAGUAAUAAGAACAAAAAAGGCAAAGGCAAGGCAGUCACACAGCGAGCAAAUAAACCCAUCACACCCAAGAAGCACAAGUUUGAGGAAGCUCACAAGCUGAAGAAAGCCAUCACAAAGACUGUGAAUAAAGCAGUAGAGAAAGAAAUGAGAGACAGAUCUUCAAGUGGCCAGAAAAACUUCUCAAAAGCUCAGGAAGCUGUAGCUGCACAUCAUAAGAAACUAACACAGGCUGGUGCAAGCACCUCAUCAUAAUAAACUAACAAAAACUUGUAUUUUUGGUAAAUAAGUUUAUUUGUAUAAGUUAAAUGUUAAAAUAAUAACAUGUAAAUAAAAGUCUGAUAAUUUCAAA